AUGGAAUCCGCUGAAACACCUGCCAAAUCCAAAGAUAUUAAUAUUGAGAGUCCCUAUGCCCUGUUUACCUUGUUUUUCAGUGAGGAAUGCUUUCAACAGAUCAGCAAUUCAACAAAUCUCUAUGCAAAACUAAAGAAAGAGAAUGGAGAUACUGAUAAUGAAGCUCCAAAGUUCUCAGAUGUGGAGAUGGAGAUAGAAACAGAGAAAAUAAUAGUGGAAACAUCUUCUAUUUCUACUUCUAUUAUUCAGCCACGAGAAUGGAAAAAGAUCAAUCCAGCAGAGAUAAAGGUUUUUAUAGACCUUCUUCUCUAUAUGGAAGUCCAUAAAUCCCAACGGACUGAUCUAUACUGGCGGAAUGACCUGAAACAGGGCUCUAUUCAUUCCAUUCAAUCCCAUAUGAGCCAUACGCGAUUCCAACAGCUUAAACGAUAUAUUCAUAUAUCAAACCCCCGUGAAGCCCGUCGGCCCGAGGCUCAAAAUAAGGACUGGUGGUAUAAGAUAAUUACUUUACAUCUGUUGCACUAUUCAAAUUCCUACGUGAAAAGGGAUAUGGCUCCGGCAGUUCUCGCAGAGCUUAGAGAUUAUACAGCAGCUAUUCCAUGGAAUACUCUAUAUGCUAUUGAACAAGAGAAGGUUCUCUGUCUUGCAUGGCAAGAUAAUAAUAUGGUAUUAGCACUAAGCACCAUUCAUUCGCUUGACACCUUUAUUGAACGUAUUCGAAAGCGGUCUGGAGAGCUCUCAACCAAUGCCAAUAUUGUACGAAAGGUCUUUGAAGAAUUACCUAUCGGACCUGGCUCCCUAUUUUUCUACUGGCUUAUUGACUCUGCGGCGGUUGAUGCCUACCGGCUUUACUACUUAUAUAAGAAGCAGCAGGGAGUCCCUAAGAAGGAUCUGCCUUCUCAUAUAAGCUUUUAUGAGAAGCUUUAUCAACAGCUCUUUGAAUUUGCACCUAAGAUUCAUGACAACCUCCCUAUCGAAUGA
This is a messenger RNA of Histoplasma mississippiense, 981 nucleotides long. RefSeq lists its product with no specific name. The record is from RefSeq and is a predicted model, not a curated record. Bases 1 to 981 code for a protein of 326 amino acids. The transcript has 5 exons. Lineage: Eukaryota; Fungi; Ascomycota; Eurotiomycetes; Onygenales; Ajellomycetaceae.